Pristis pectinata (smalltooth sawfish) is the source of this 9302-nucleotide messenger RNA. Its product is annotated as voltage-dependent L-type calcium channel subunit alpha-1D-like. The record is from RefSeq and is a predicted model, not a curated record. Gene Ontology annotation, cellular component: membrane; voltage-gated calcium channel complex. The transcript is spliced from 48 exons. The coding region runs from base 309 to 6806 and encodes 2165 amino acids. Lineage: Eukaryota; Metazoa; Chordata; Chondrichthyes; Rhinopristiformes; Pristidae. Gene Ontology annotation, biological process: calcium ion import across plasma membrane. Gene Ontology annotation, molecular function: high voltage-gated calcium channel activity.
CCGAGGCAGCAGUAAGACGAGAGGUAGAGGGCGGGUGGGCCAGCAGGCGAGCCAGCGGGACUGGGCUCCCGGAGACGGCGAGGCGGUGUCAAGUGGAGUCGCCGUAUGGGGGACCACAGACCAGGGGCAGCGAUGAAAUCAGUCAGCUGAAGCACAGCCGCGGCCCGGAUGUUACAACGAUGCUGGAUGAAAAGCGGAGGGGAACGAAAUAGACGCCGUAUUUCAUUACCAUGGGGGUCGGGGGAUGAAGAUCCACCUCGCCAUUUCGCUUAUAGUCAUUUUUUUGAUGUAAAAUUAAGGCGGUGAGAAUGUAUGAAUUAAGGGAACCCUACGAAGGAGUAAAUUAUGUCAGCAACAGACUCGCAUUACCUAGCGAGGGACCGGGUCUCGAGUCAAACUCCGAACCGUCAAGACCAGCAGCGUUAUCCUGGCAAGCUGCGAUUGAGGCGGCCAGGCAAGCUAAAGCUGCCGCAACCAUGAACUCCACCACGGAAUCCAGCAGCGCAGCAGCCCAAAGAAAACGCCAGCAAUUCGCCAAGAGCAAGAAACAGCAAGGCAGUACCGUGAAUAACAGGCCGGCCCGUGCCCUCUUCUGCUUAAAUCUCAACAAUCCCAUUAGAAGGGCCUGUAUUAGUAUAGUAGAAUGGAAGCCAUUUGAUAUCUUUAUAUUGAUUGCUAUUUUUGCCAACUGUGUGGCCUUAGCUAUUUACAUACCUUUCCCAGAAGAUGACUCCAAUUCAACCAAUCAUGAUCUGGAAACAGUAGAAUACGCCUUCCUCAUAAUUUUUACAGUUGAAACAUGUUUGAAGAUUAUAGCAUAUGGACUAUUGUUGCAUCCCAAUGCGUAUGUAAGAAAUGGAUGGAACUUGAUGGACUUUGUAAUUGUAAUUGUGGGUUUGUUUAGUGUUGUUUUGGAACAAGUAACCAAAGUAGAGAACGUAGAUGGACACGCAACUUCAGGUGGUAAACCUUCAGGUGGUUUUGAUGUAAAAGCUCUCCGAGCCUUUCGUGUGUUGCGACCUCUGCGACUUGUAUCUGGAGUACCAAGCUUACAAGUUGUCUUGAACUCCAUCAUCAAAGCCAUGGUUCCCCUUCUCCACAUUGCUCUGCUGGUAUUGUUUGUAAUCAUCAUUUAUGCUAUCAUAGGACUGGAGCUUUUUAUAGGAAAAAUGCACAAAACCUGUUAUUUCAUUAACACAAAUUUAAUAGCAGAAGAUGAGCCAGCACCAUGUGCAUUUUCAGGGAAUGGCCGUCAAUGCUCCAUGAAUGGUACAGAAUGCAAGGGUGGAUGGCCGGGCCCAAAUGGAGGCAUCACAAACUUUGACAACUUUGCUUUUGCAAUGUUAACGGUUUUUCAAUGUAUAACCAUGGAAGGGUGGACAGAUGUCUUGUACUGGAUGAAUGAUGCCAUGGGAUAUGAAUUGCCUUGGGUCUAUUUUGUCAGUCUCGUCAUCUUUGGAUCUUUUUUCGUUCUUAAUCUUGUACUUGGUGUAUUGAGCGGUGAAUUUUCUAAAGAAAGGGAAAAGGCCAAGGCCAGAGGAGACUUUCAGAAAUUACGUGAGAAACAACAACUUGAGGAGGACCUCAAGGGCUAUCUGGAUUGGAUUACUCAGGCUGAAGACAUCGAUCCGGAGAAUGAGGAAGACUUUGAGAAUGCAGAGAAACGAAAUCCAAAUCUGCCUAUUGGUGAAACUGGAUCUGAUAACACAGACAAUGCUGCCAGUGGAGGGAGUGAGAAUGCAACAUGCUGUGGAUCAUUAUGUUUACGAAUUUCUAAAUCAAAGUUCAGCCGACGCUGGCGUCGUUGGAACCGUUGCUUAAGAAGAAAAUGUAGAGCUGGUGUUAAGUCUGUUACUUUCUACUGGCUAGUUAUUAUUCUUGUAUUUCUCAAUACAUUAACCAUUGCAUCAGAACACUACAACCAGCCCUUUUGGCUAACAUUGACUCAAGAUAUUGCAAAUAAAGUUCUUCUGGCUCUUUUUACGUGUGAGAUGUUAGUGAAAAUGUACAGCCUGGGUCUACAGGCUUACUUUGUAUCCCUCUUUAAUCGCUUUGAUUGCUUUGUGGUAUGUGGUGGAAUAAUUGAAACCAUCUUGGUUGAAUUUGAAGUUAUGUCUCCUUUGGGAAUCUCGGUCUUUAGAUGUGUUCGGCUUCUAAGAAUUUUCAAAGUAACAAGGCACUGGCAAUCGCUGAGUAACCUGGUGGCCUCACUGCUGAACUCCAUGCGAUCCAUUGCUUCACUGCUGCUGCUGCUCUUCCUAUUUAUUAUUAUCUUUUCACUCCUGGGGAUGCAGCUUUUUGGCGGCAAAUUUAACUUUGAUGAAACACAAACAAAACGGAGUACCUUUGAUAACUUUCCACAAGCUCUUCUCACUGUAUUCCAGAUUUUAACUGGUGAAGAUUGGAAUAUGGUGAUGUACGAUGGAAUUAUGGCUUAUGGUGGACCAUCCUCUUCAGGGAUGAUAGUUUGUAUGUACUUCAUCAUUCUUUUCAUUUGUGGUAAUUACAUUCUGCUGAAUGUCUUUUUGGCUAUUGCUGUUGAUAAUUUGGCUGAUGCUGAAAGUCUAAACACAGUUCAAAAAGAAACCGAGGAAGAAAAGGAAAGGAAAAGAAGUACCAGAAAUGGCAGCUCAGAGCAAAGAGAAGAUGGGAAAUACGAAGUUGAUGGAAUAGGAGAAAAUGACAGGAAAAUACUUACUGGCACUCAGGUUUCAAUUGAUGAGCAAGAUGAAGAUAAAGAUCCUUACCCACCCAGUGAUGUGCCAGAUGACGAUGAUGAGGAUGAACCAGAAGUUCCUGUUGGGCCUCGACCUCAAAGAUUGGCAGACCUAAAUCUAAAGGAGAAAAUUGUACCCAUCCCGGAAGGGAGUGCUUUCUUCCUGUUUAGCAAUACCAACCCGAUCAGAGUCUUCUGUCACAGACUUAUAAAUCACAACAUCUUUACAAAUCUGAUCCUCGUGUUCAUUAUGCUCAGCAGCAUUUCCUUGGCAGCAGAAGAUCCCAUCCGUAAUCAUUCCUUUCGUAAUAAUAUUCUUGGUUAUUUUGACUAUGCUUUUACUGCGAUCUUUACUGUUGAAAUCCUGUUCAAGAUGAUGACAUAUGGAGCAUUUUUACAUAAAGGUUCUUUCUGUAGAAAUUACUUCAACUUGUUGGACAUCUUGGUUGUGGGUGUAUCACUUAUUUCCUUUGGAAUUCAGUCUAGUGCUAUUUCAGUGGUGAAGAUUCUUCGUGUCUUAAGGGUUCUAAGACCACUUCGAGCAAUCAACAGGGCGAAGGGACUAAAGCAUGUUGUUCAAUGUGUAUUUGUUGCUAUUCGAACCAUUGGUAACAUCAUGAUUGUUACAACUCUUCUACAGUUCAUGUUUGCUUGUAUUGGGGUUCAGCUGUUCAAGGGUAAAUUCUACCGCUGUUCAGAUGAAGCAAAACAAUUACCAGAAGAAUGCAAGGGCACUUACAUUCUUUAUAAAGAUGGUGAAGUGGAUCAUCCAGUCAUUCGUGAUCGAGUUUGGUUCAACAGUGACUACAACUUUGACAACGUUCUUUCAGCGAUGAUGGCAUUGUUUACAGUAUCAACCUUUGAAGGCUGGCCAGCACUGCUAUACAAAGCAAUAGACUCAAAUGGAGAAAAUAUUGGCCCCAUCUACAACAAUCGUGUGGAGAUUUCUAUAUUCUUUAUUAUCUACAUUAUUAUCAUCGCUUUCUUCAUGAUGAACAUCUUUGUAGGUUUUGUGAUCGUCACAUUCCAGGAACAGGGAGAACUAGAAUAUAAAAAUUGCGAAUUGGACAAAAAUCAGCGUCAAUGUGUAGAAUAUGCUCUGAAGGCCAGACCACUUCGCAGAUACAUCCCAAAGAACCCCUACCAAUAUAAGUUUUGGUAUGUGGUAAACUCAACUGGAUUUGAAUACAUCAUGUUUGCCCUCAUCAUGUUGAAUACACUGUGCUUGGCUGUACAGCACUAUGAGCAAUCUCCAUUUUUCAACUACACAAUGGAUAUCCUGAACAUGGUCUUCACUGCUGUGUUCACUGUAGAGAUGGUUUUGAAACUCAUAGCCUUCAAACCAAUGGGCUAUUUUAGUGACUCCUGGAACGUGUUUGACUUCCUCAUCGUUAUUGGCAGCAUUAUUGACGUCGUACUUGGUGAAAUUGAUCACUAUUUCGCUGAUGCAUGGAACACUUUUGAUGCCUUAAUUGUUAUUGGUAGCGUCGUUGAUAUUGCUAUCACAGAAGUUAAUAAUUCUGAGGAAAGUUCCAGAAUUUCCAUUACUUUCUUCCGUCUCUUCCGUGUAAUGCGCCUGGUCAAAUUACUGAGUCGUGGUGAGGGGAUACGUACAUUGUUGUGGACAUUUGUCAAGUCCUUCCAGGCUCUUCCAUAUGUUGCUCUUCUGAUAGCCAUGCUGUUUUUCAUCUAUGCUGUAAUUGGCAUGCAGACUUUUGGCAAAGUUGCCUUGCAAGACCACACGCAGAUAAACAGAAAUAACAACUUUCAGACUUUUUUUCAGUCUGUUCUACUUCUUUUCAGGUGUGCCACUGGAGAAGCCUGGCAAGAAAUCAUGUUGGCAUGCAUGCCUGGAAAACUCUGUGACCCAGAAUCAGACUAUGGUCCAGGAGAAGAGUAUACAUGUGGUAGCAACUUUGCGAUUGUAUAUUUCAUCACAUUUUACAUGUUGUGCGCCUUUCUGAUUAUAAACUUAUUUGUGGCUGUCAUCAUGGACAACUUCGAUUAUUUGACACGUGAUUGGUCUAUUCUGGGUCCUCAUCAUUUGGAAGAAUUUAAGAGAAUAUGGUCCGAGUAUGAUCCAGAGGCAAAAGGAAGAAUAAAACAUCUUGAUGUGGUUACACUACUUCGACGUAUUCAGCCACCAUUGGGCUUUGGAAAACUUUGUCCACAUAGAGUUGCAUGCAAGAGACUGGUAGCCAUGAACAUGCCCCUGAAUAGUGAUGGAACUGUGAUGUUCAAUGCAACCCUUUUUGCCUUGGUGAGAACAGCUUUAAAAAUCAAAACAGAAGGGAAUCUUGAUCAAGCUAAUGAAGAGCUGAGAGCUGUUAUUAAAAAAAUCUGGAAACGAACCAGCAUGAAGUUGCUAGAUCAGGUGGUGCCUCCAGCUGAUGAUGAUGAGGUAACCGUGGGGAAGUUCUAUGCCACCUUCCUGAUACAGGACUACUUUAGGAAAUUCAAGCGACGCAAGGAACAAGGCUUGGUAGGAAAGCAACCCAGAAAGAAUACUACAGUUGCUCUACAGGCUGGGCUUAGAACACUACAUGACAUGGGACCUGAAAUCCGUAGAGCAAUUUCAUGUGAUCUACAGGAAGAGGAUAUUAUAGAGGGGGCUCGAGAAGAGGAUGAGGAUAUUUACAGAAGAAGUGGUGGCCUUUUUGGCAACCAUGUCAACCAUAUGGCUGUAGACGAAAGGAAUUCUUUCCAGCAAACAAAUGUCACACAACGACCUCUGCAGGUUAAACGAUCUUCAACUCCACCAAUAGCUGAUUAUGACAAAUACCCUCCUUCCACCAACAUUGAGAAUUCCAUAUCUCACAACCAGCUUAACCACAGUUUUCCAGGAAAGGUGUCACCAAAUUCCACUAAUGCCAAUCUCAACAAUGCAAAUGUGUCCAAAACUACAAAUGGAAAAGAUCAUGGCUCCUUAAAUCAUGAACAGCCCACUGGAAAAAAUUGCAACUCCCACACAACAUACAUUGAAAAACCAAGAAAAUCAAGCACCAGAAGAAUACGUUAUUAUGAAACUAAUAUUAGAUCAGAUUCUGGUGAUGGCUGUCUGCCCACUAUUUGUCGAGAGGAGACAAGACCAGAUGACUGGUUUGAGGAUGAGCAAUAUUCAGGAGAUCAAGAAUAUUACAGUGGAGAGGAGUAUUAUGAAGAGGAUAGCAUACAAACAGUGGAUAAGCAAAUCCAUAGAGAUUAUCAGAAUCAAAUUCAAAACAAUGACGUGGAUUUUGAAAGGCCAAAGGGCUAUCAUCAUCCCUGUGGUUCCUACGAAGAUGAUGAGUCUCAUUAUUAUAUUGAAUCUCGGCGUUCACCUCGUCGACGAUUGCUUCCACCAACACCUACAGCAAAUCGGAGACCUUCCUUCAACUUUGAGUGUCUACGCAGGCAAAGUAGUCAGGAUGAUAUCUCCCUGUCUCCUAUAUUUCAACAGCGUACGGCUCUGCCACUACAUUUAAUGCAACAUCAGGUUAUGGCUGUGGCAGGAUUGGACUCAUACAAAAGUAGGAGGCUCUCACCAGCACGGUCAACCCGUUCGUGGGCAACACCUCCAGCCACACCACCUAGCAAAGAGCGCUCGCCGUACUACACUCCCCUGAUCCGUGUAGAUCGUGUUGAAUCCAGGGAAAAUAUGAAUGGUAGCCUUCCCUCAAUGAACAGAAGCUCUUGGUAUACAGAAGAUGUUGACAUUCCAUAUAAAACAUAUACUCCAACAAAGUUAGCUGUCCCGAACAGCUUUUUACAACGGUACUAUGAAAAACGAGGAAGUGCAGACAGCCUGGUAGAAGCUGUCCUAAUAUCAGAAGGUCUUGGGCAAUAUGCAAGAGAUCCCAAAUUUGUUUCAGUUACAAAACAUGAACUUGCAGAUGCCUGUGAUAUGACAAUUGAUGAAAUGGAAAGUGCAGCAAGCAGUUUAUUAAAUGGCAGUCUUCACAAUGGAACUAGUGGAGAUUUGCUUUCCAUUAAAAACAGGCGUGACUAUGAGCUACAAGAUUAUGGUCUUGGAUACAGUGAUGAGGAACCAGACACUGGUAUAUAUGAAGAGGACCUAGGUGAUGAAAUGAUAUGCAUCACUACUUUAUAGCAUUUGGUAUGGAAUAAUCAUUUAUACAAAGAUUAAGAAAGUGCCUCAUAGUCAAGAAAUUCUUAUGGCACUAACUAGAUCAAGUGACCAAUAGAGUGACUUCCGUGUGAUGCCGCAGUCUUAGAGGUAAAAAUUGGUGGCAAUCUGACCAAAUCACCUCUAUUAUGUCCUCAAGUACAACAGUAUGAUCUGAGCACAAUGUGGUCAACUAAAAGAGGUAUGAGCUAAUCAACUAACCGGCAUGCAAAGAUAUACCGAGGACCAAGGAGAAAAUGUAAGAUGAAGCCAUAAUUAAACCAUACAAGGCUAUAGAGAUUUUCUCAGUCAAAGCAAUGUGCAACCUGCUGUUUGGAAGGAAGCAGUGUAUUAUUUCUAUGGUGAUGCUUGUAGUUAAAAGGAAAAUAUUAUAAAGGUGAUGACAAUCAAAUAUGACAGAUGUUGUUACCUCAGAAAUACAUUUGGACUUUUGGCUAGGAGCAAGUGAUGGCAUAUCAAAAUAUUUAAAAUUAUGAAACAUAUCUUUCCUCUGAUUUUUCAUGCAAGUAUGAACCAUUCUGAACAGCUUUUUAAAAUCCUGCAGCAAAUCUCAAAGUAUUUUUUGGUGGGCAAAAAUAGCUGUUUUUUUUCUUAUCUAUUUUAUUGUGAGUUUACAUAGGAUAUAUCUUUUUUUUGUCUUAUUACAUCUGCUGUGGAGGGAGAAUUAUGAGCAGAGUACACUGGAAAUAGGAAAGGCAUUCAUGCUCUUCAUAAGGUUAAUUUGAAGCUUGUAAACUGUAUUUCUUGCAAAGUAGACAAACUGUAUAUGGUUGUAACAUAUAACAAAUUUGUAUUUGUAAAGAGAUGUUCUAUAUUUUGUAAUCCUGGUACUGUAACAGAUAAGCAGCAAUAUUUAUGGUUCGAAAUUACCGUCACAAAUUCUAUAGAUUACUGUUAUUUUUUAAUAGAAGUACAAAUUCAUAAGUAACUGUACUGAUAGAGCUGCCUUUUCUUUAUGUAUAAUGCAAGAUUAAUUUCAGAGUUUUGAGCUAAGUCUGGAGCCAAAGGAAAAAACUCUUUGGCAGUUUUUAAAUUAAAAGUAAAAGAUAAACCUAACUUUACACAGGAUAUGCAAAGAUAAUUUACUUGCACUCUUACUUGGAAUUAUAAAUAUUUAAAAAUGUUAUUCUUGGUACAUUCUCCAUCCUUUCUAAAUCACAUGUAGUAUUAGCAAUUUUCAUUGCUUGACCCAUUUACUGAAAGCUACAUUGCAAUACUGAAGCAAAAUCAUUUGAGACAAGUUUCAAUUUGAAUCACCCAAGAGAUUAUUUGCAAAAAAAAACAAUGUAGUUUCAGUAAAACAAUCCCUGAUUUUUGCAUAUCUUGUUGAAUACAAUUGCUCAUGACAUAAACAGCUUAUAGUCAGGCUGUAAACUCAAAGAAUGAGGCAAGCUGUAUGUUUUUGUAAUUAUUGGCAUUCCCAACAUAUUGCUGAGAACUACAAAUGCAUGCACCUGAAGGGUAAAGUUCCUGUUGUAAUGAUUCUUCAAAUGAGGUAUUAUCAGCAUGUGCAUCAGUAUUUUAUGCUUUUAGUUAAACCAAAUGUGUUCAUUUGCACACUAUUUCCAUUGCAGAAACUAUGUCAUGGAGCAGGUCUUUCUUAAUUAACUGAAGACACUGUUUUUUCCAAUGUCCAUUUUCAGAGGCUUUUUUAUAUAUUUUAAAUAAUGGCCUGUUUUAGUUGCAGGUACAUUACUUGUAGCAGCCACUAGAAUCUUUUAAACUGUAUACAUUUUUAAACACUUGUGUAUAUUCUACUAGUAACAAAAAAAGCAAGAUAUUUUACCUCAGUCAGGGAUAAAUAGGGUUUUAAAUUGUUUUUAUUCCAUUACCAAGGAGGGUAUUCUUGAUCUUCAGUUCACUGAUUAUAGCAAUCUAUGAUUGCAUAAUUCUUUCCUUCUGUGCAACCUUCAUGACUACUUUUAUAUGAAGUAAGCCUUUUGUGUAGUAUGGUAUUUGUAUAUUCAGUUUAUAAGGUUGUACUAUUUUGUGAUUGAUUGUAUGUAUGGUACAGUAAGCUCUGUAGAUGUAUUUUCCAUACCACCAUACCAUAGUGCUGGAAAUGUACAUAAUAAAUAGUGUAUAUUUCUGUAAGUUGAAAUUAUUCAAACCCAAGUAAAAUUUAGUUAAUUUCUCACUAGACAAGCCUGAACAAUUAUUAUUAAAAUUAUGGGCAUUAUGGGAAAUUAGUUGCCCUUUAAUCCCUACUUUUUUUCUCUUGCUGUACUUCCAUGGUAGAUACUAUAAACUAACUUUUCACAAAAAUGCAGAAGUCAGCAUUUCAUGACUGGAUUACAGUUCCUGUAAGAUUUGCUCUUAAUUAUACUGUACAGCCUAUUGUUGUUCAAAUGUGCCUGCCACAUUUAAUAUUCUUUAAGAUAUCUGUUGUUGCUGCCCAGCAUGUACAAACCAAACAUUUUUGUCUUAAUGAAUAAGAGAAUGCGUGGGCUAAUAGGUUAC